UGUCAUUUGGUCAAAUUAUUGAAUACCACCAAUUCAAAGCCUAAUACAUUACGCAAUGGAUGUAUAACAGAUAAAUUUCAUAAUCAAUUAUCUGAUUCUUUUCAAAAUUAUCGAAAUCUUGAUAUACAAUGGAUAGAGAAUUCAGAUGAUGAUUUUAGUGUCAAAGGAUUUACAUUGAAUCCUCCAUUACCAAAGAAAAAAACUAUUUGUAUACAGUAA
Schistosoma curassoni is the source of this 219-nucleotide messenger RNA. The record is from the annotation of a GenBank genome assembly. NCBI's taxonomy places the organism in Eukaryota, Metazoa, Platyhelminthes, Trematoda, Strigeidida, Schistosomatidae.